Biomphalaria glabrata is the source of this 2655-nucleotide messenger RNA. Its product is annotated as cilia- and flagella-associated protein 300-like. The coding region runs from base 49 to 831 and encodes 260 amino acids. NCBI's taxonomy places the organism in Eukaryota, Metazoa, Mollusca, Gastropoda, Planorbidae. The transcript is spliced from 7 exons. The record is from RefSeq and is a predicted model, not a curated record.
AUUGUAAGGACGUGCCUCCCCACCUUAGAGAUUCCACAUUGUUUGAAAAUGGCUGAUAAUGUUGCAAAAUUUACAUUUGUACCACUUGCUAAAUCGUUUUCUUGUUUGGAAUCUAAGGAUAAUCAAGAAUAUUUUUUAAAAUGGUCUAUAAAAAACAGAUUGCAUGCAACAAUGUUUACAUUUGAUCAGUAUUUUCAGCCUUAUGAAAUAAACAAAUUUGCAUUGGAUUUCUUCAAAGAUGCCAAUGUGACCGCUAAUAUAAAAGUGACAAGUGAGUCAGGCUCCACUUCAUGCCUAGGUAUAAAAGCUGAAAAAGUUGAAGUCAAAACCGUGCCGUGUUCAAUUCUGUCUAUGACAUUUUUUGACAAGAUCAUGGAUGGAGAGGUAGCAAGGGAGAAUGGUGACAUUAAAAAGUGUUUUGAUGAGUUCCAGCAGGACUUUACCAUCAGUGAUAAUCUUCGCCAGAUGCUCCUGAAUGAAGACUCGGAUGUUUACUGUCAAUACAAUGAACAGGAAAGAGAAGAGUUUCUGUUCUUGCUGUUCUCACAUCUUUGUCUUGGGGGCAGGCUGUGCCAGUUUGAAGACAAUGUACAACCUUACAUGGAUGUAGCCAAAGCUCUGUACAAAGAUCUCAUUAGUGUUCAAAAGAAUGCAGAUACAAAACAACUAUCGAUUAUCUCUCAUGUAUUUAAAGUUUACUGUUAUGAUGCCAAAGGCCAGAUGUAUUUCCCGUCCACCAAGAGACACACUCAAGACUUUGCCUACCUCGUCAUAGAUCCACUCAAGAGAACUGUCACCUGUUUGUCGCAUACAUUCGGAACAAGUUUCUAAAACAGCAACAGCAAAAACCUUUAGAAAUCUUUUUUUUCCUCUUUGAUUGUUAUUGUUUCGUUUUUUUUUUCCUUUUGUAUUUCUAUUUUGUUCACACUUUUAAAGAAAUCUUAUGAGAAGACAGUUGUGCAUUCUUUUCUUUAAUUUAACAUUUUGAAUGUUCGACAAGUUUAAAACGUUAGGGUUUUAAAAAAAAAAAUGUUGACAUUGAUCAAAUGAAGCUCUGUACAUUAGAUGAAGCGGCUGAGCGUGCCAGAUUUAAAGUGCAUUUUCUAUUGGACAAUUUCAUUUCGUUUUCUGCAUCAAGUAAUAAUCGCGUCAUUAAUAAUUGGCCAUGUCAAUAUUGUAAUGCAUUCAAUCAUUGGGUUAAUGCUCAUCUUUUCAAUGAAAUUCACUGUUUCAAUCUAGGUUUUAAUGUUCUUGAAUAUUAAUUUAAAAUAAUUAGAUAAUGUUUGUCUUUUUAAAUAAACUACUAUCGGCAUACAUAUCAAACUUCCAGAGCAGGGCUUAUUGACCGUGAUCCCAACUAGAGUCUAUACGUUUUGUUCAUGUUCAAUAUAGACCUACAACAAUGCAGUUUAACAAAAAUGAAGUAGGCUAUAAGAAAGCAAUGCUUGAGGAAGCAAGCAGAUUUAAUAGACAUUUUGUUGUAGUCUUCCCUAGAGCUCGCCGCCUAUCUAAACAUCCAAGUGUUAGAUUGAAAUAGCUCUGACUGGUGUGAUAUGAUGAAAUAGUUGAGUGUGAGGUGUAAGAGUUGUGACAGGAAUCAAUGUGUAAAUGAUGUUUCUCAGUGACCUGCGACUGGAGUAAGGGAUGAAUGUGUACCAUAAAUAGAUACUAGGUUUGAAGGCUGACACAUAUUUUUACCCGUUGUAUUUAUUUUUUGCUCGUAAAGAGCACCCAAUAUGAAUUAAGUUAACAUUUUAAACUGUUCUAUCUGCCAGUAGGAAACUUGCUGUGCUGUUACCCCAUUUUUUUUUUUUUCAUUUCGAGAAGUGGAUUAGAAUUUCUCAUUAGUGAACCGUUGAUUAACUUUCAGUGUUUUUCUUGUCAGUGUUAGCAGUGACGCAGAGCAGUGAAUGUUGUACAGAAGCUAAGAGAAUAGCCUGACAGUUUGGUUUCUGAACCGGGGGUUCUGAGUUCGAAUCCUUGUGAAGACUGGGAUUUUAAAUUUCGGGAUCUUUGGGCCGCCUCUGAGUCCACCCAGCUCUAAUGGGUACUUGACAUUAGUCUGGGAAAAGUAAAGGCGGUUGGUCGUUGUGCUGGCCACAUGACACCCUCGUUAACCGUGGGCCACAGAAACAGAUGAACUUUACAUCAUCUGCCCUAUAGAUAACACGGUCUAAAAGGGGAAUGACUUUAAUUUAUUAACUCUGAGCUAACGUAGAUCUUUACAGCCAGUUAUUGUGUUUCGUGUACCCAGAAAAUGGAACUUUGAUUGCCUAACUCUAAAUGCUUUUAAGUUUAUUUUAGGUGAAUUGGUAGCUACCAAGAACCGUAGAGUAUUAGAGUGAAAAGUCUUUUAUGAUGUAACAUUAAAUAGAUCACUGUUUACAAAUGGAUUGAAAUGGUUGAAUGUAGUCUUUGAUGAGAUGAUUCAAUAAAAAAAAUAUUUUUACAUCAUAGACAUCUGUUUGUGUGUUAUGUUCUGAUAAUUGUUUUUUUUUUAAUGGACUGCAAAUGUCAGAAGGAAACAAAUAAGUUUAGACAUUACGUAAACUAUUAAAUGUCAACUUCAUGUCACAUUAAAAUCUGUGUUGUCACUGUGGUCACGUGGCGUAUUAAUAUCAUGACCAAGUUGAAAUGAAAACCUUUAAUACAAUC